AUGUUACAAAGUGCUUUGGUCCUAUUCGCUUUCAAUGUCAUACAUCGUUCAUUAGCCUCAUAUUGUGGACAGGCAGCCAUUCCUUUCACAUUUCAGGUACUUCAUAGUGGUCAACCAGUGCUAGGUUGUGCCCGACCGAAAUGCUUUGGUUGGAACGCUAAUGGUACGAGGGCUGGUGAUGCGGCUCAAUUCUAUAGGAUCGACGGCAAAGAGGAUGGUUAUCUUCGGCGAUCCGACCAAUUAUUACGUUCGCCAUUUCGUAAUCCUUAUAUGACACCGCGAGUGGCGAAAUGUGAGGAGAAGUAUACUGAUCAAGGCUGCGCUCCUGGUCAGUGGCUGGGCGGUAUCGCUCCUAGGGGUCUCAAUGGAGCUAAGGGAUUGCAGGUCCGAUGUUGCUGGUACGCUCCACUGGUAGAAUCUGAAGACAGAGGGGUGGCAAUGGUUUCUAAUGGUCAAUUAGUAGUUGGUGGCGAAGUGCUAAAUGCUGACGAACUUGAUGGAUUCGAUUACAUUGCCGAUAUAAGGGCAGAAACUACGAAACAGGGAAACACCGUCUAUGCUGUGUAUAUCCGACGGAUGGAGUGUAAAGACGUUGAGGAAGCCGCUCCAGCCAAUCGACUUGCUCAACCACCAGUGAGAGAUGUCGUCUACGCCGCGCCCCCUUUGAAGGUUUCAACACCAUAUGGUAGACAACUUCAACAAGGUUAUGGCAUAGCAGCAGCACCAGCCCCACGAUAUAUCUCACCACCAGCUCCUCCCGGCUACAAUCAACCAUUGAACUCCAUGCCUGUUGCUCAACAAUCAGUAGCUCAAGCUCAACAAUAUGCACCAGUACAAAAUCCUCAAACUCCAGUUAUGCAACCAUAUGCUGCCUCACCCUAUCUCCAGUACAAUCAGACUCCAGCACAAGCUCAGACAGCACAACCUCAACUCUUCGGUCUUUUCAACCCAGCUCCAAACCCACUGGCUCUAUCACCUCAACAGAUGAAUGGCUUCAUGCAACAGCCAGCACAGUCUCUACCUCAACCAUUUCAACAUCAACCUCGGCAAGUUGCUCAACCAAUCUCUACUACGCCAUUGCCGACCAUUCCACCUCUUACAUUCCCUACACUGGACCAGAUCCCAAAAAUCGACAUUCCUUCCGUAGAAGAUGUUGAAAACGUCAUUCCUCCAGUACAAAGAGCAAUACUCACAACAGUUGCGAGGUUCUUCGGUGUAUUGUAG
Molecule: messenger RNA, 1224 nt
Organism: Strongylus vulgaris
Lineage: Eukaryota; Metazoa; Nematoda; Chromadorea; Rhabditida; Strongylidae
Source: the annotation of a GenBank genome assembly